Molecule: messenger RNA, 543 nt
Organism: Sphaeroforma arctica JP610
Lineage: Eukaryota; Ichthyosporea; Ichthyophonida
Exons: 2
Coding region: 1-543 (180 amino acids)
Molecular function (GO): oxidoreductase activity
Source: RefSeq, a predicted model, not a curated record
AUGCUCACCGGCGCUUCACAAACGAAGAAGGAGACCAACGCCAUAGCCGUGAAGUUAGCGGCGUAUGAUGCUGACACUCAGAAACUCAUUGACCGGUUAAAGGGCUCUGCUGCAUGGGGCUUAGAAGGUGGCAUGCAAACACUCGUAGACGCCAUCAGAACUCAGCUCAACGCAAUGCCGAAUGUGGAGGUGCGAACAGACAGCGAAUGCACCUCAGUGGUCAGCUCUUCCUCGGGUGUGGUGGUGCAGGUGCGUAACGGCCCUAAUUCUCAGACCACAGGUGCACCGGAGACCCUGACAGUGGACCAUGUCAUGCUGACUGUGUCCUCGCUCGACGCCAGUCGGUUGUUAACUGCCCCUGAAAAUGCCACAGAUACCGGCUGUGUGAGAAAUGCCACAGAUCCGCUGGUGUCGGGUGCGUCGUCGUUUGGGCGGUUGACGAGGCUGUUGCGGUCUACGCCGUUCACGUCUGUGGGAGUGGUCAAUCUGGUCUACGACACAGACAUCCUCAAGCACAAGGUACGCCCCAGGCAUUACUCCUAG